Messenger RNA from Mucor mucedo, 237 nucleotides. RefSeq lists its product as uncharacterized. The record is from RefSeq and is a predicted model, not a curated record. The transcript has a single exon. The coding region runs from base 1 to 237 and encodes 78 amino acids. NCBI's taxonomy places the organism in Eukaryota, Fungi, Mucoromycota, Mucoromycetes, Mucorales, Mucoraceae.
AUGACUUAUGUUACUUGCCCUUCUGAUACUUCUCCCCGAAGAGCACGUGCCUUAGCUUCCACAUUGGCGGCACUGUCGGAAAUUUCUGUUGAUGAUAUUGUUGUCCAUGGUAACUGGUCUUCUAAGGAUCUAUUUGGACAAUUUUACCGUGUAUCGGUGAACACUUCUACUGAUUUUACAAGACUUACUCUGGAUACACAACAAAGAUCCGAUAGCUCCAAGUGUAAUAUAAUGUAG